Messenger RNA from Arabidopsis lyrata subsp. lyrata, 1332 nucleotides. Its product is annotated as casein kinase II subunit beta-1. The transcript has 5 exons. Gene Ontology annotation, cellular component: protein kinase CK2 complex; cytoplasm. Gene Ontology annotation, molecular function: protein kinase regulator activity. NCBI's taxonomy places the organism in Eukaryota, Viridiplantae, Streptophyta, Magnoliopsida, Brassicales, Brassicaceae. The coding region runs from base 189 to 1040 and encodes 283 amino acids. The record is from RefSeq and is a predicted model, not a curated record.
AUAGUAAUCUUUCUCUGUACCAAACAGAGGCUAGUUGCGAAACGCGAAAGAACAAGAUUCGACAAAAAAGCAAAACCCUAGAGCUCAAGCUAAUCGCCGUCGAUUUCUCAAUCUCUCACCGGCGAUUUUAAGCCGGUGAAAGUUGUACAAUAGCUGUAAGAGAGAGAUUCAUUAGGUAUUUUAGAAUCAUGUAUAGAGACAGAGGAACGGUGAAUUCGAGACCUGAAGUUGUGGAUCGUAAACGGAUCAACGACGCUCUCGAACGACCUUCUCCGUCAACGUCUCGUCAAGUUAAUGGUAAAGGCAAAGGAACGGCGGCGACGGCGAACUCCGUUUUGAUUGGGAAGCAGCAGUCUCAUGACCAUAGAGAUUCUCGUUCUGCUUCUCUCUCGAAGAACAAUAAUGUUUCUGAUGAUGAAUCAGACACGGAUAGUGAAGAAUCAGAUGUUAGUGGUUCUGAUGGAGAGGACACUUCAUGGAUAUCUUGGUUUUGUAAUCUACGAGGAAACGAGUUCUUUUGUGAAGUUGAUGAUGAUUAUAUUCAAGAUGACUUUAACUUGUGUGGACUCAGCAGUCUUGUUCCGUACUACGAGUACGCUCUUGAUUUGAUUUUGGAUGUUGAAUCUUCUCAUGGAGAGAUGUUUACAGAGGAACAGAAUGAAUUGAUCGAGUCAGCAGCUGAGAUGCUUUAUGGAUUGAUUCACGCUCGUUACAUAUUGACUAGCAAAGGGUUGGCUGCAAUGUUAGACAAAUACAAAAACUAUGACUUUGGAAGAUGCCCAAGAGUUUAUUGCUGUGGCCAACCUUGUCUUCCGGUUGGUCAAUCGGACUUACCUCGAUCUAGCACUGUGAAGAUAUAUUGCCCGAAAUGCGAAGACAUUUAUUACCCACGAUCAAAGUAUCAAGGCAACAUUGAUGGAGCUUACUUUGGGACAACAUUUCCUCAUCUGUUCCUGAUGACUUAUGGGCAUCUCAAGCCAUCAAAGGCAACACAAAACUAUGUUCAAAGAGUUUUUGGGUUCAAAUUACAUAAGCCGUGAAGGAAGUUUAAAGACAACCCAAGAAUCAAGAUCAUGGCGUUGGAAUAGAACUGAGAAAAGAAGAGACGUGUGUGAACAGAAACGGGAAAUAAACGCGCUGUAAUCACACGAAUGGUGAAGAGAGCAUUCAUACACAUUAGAAGAAAGCAAAAGCAUGGUUAGGAAAAAAAAAAAAGCGAAAAUCUUUUGAUGAGUUUGUUAAAAACUUGAACAUGUAUUUUUCUACCUUUUUUAUAUUUUGUUGUCAGAUUUAGUCAUUUAUUAUUAAAAUUGCUCUUUUUUACCUCUACUA